This is a messenger RNA of Balaenoptera ricei (Rice's whale), 1017 nucleotides long. It is a transcript of the gene PRDX4, whose product is annotated as peroxiredoxin 4. Gene Ontology annotation, molecular function: thioredoxin peroxidase activity. The transcript is spliced from 7 exons. The record is from RefSeq and is a predicted model, not a curated record. Gene Ontology annotation, cellular component: endoplasmic reticulum; cytosol. Bases 123 to 953 code for a protein of 276 amino acids. Gene Ontology annotation, biological process: response to oxidative stress; cell redox homeostasis; cellular response to stress. NCBI's taxonomy places the organism in Eukaryota, Metazoa, Chordata, Mammalia, Artiodactyla, Balaenopteridae.
CGGGGCAGCUCUCGCGAGGCCGCGCUUCGGCUCCCGCGGGCGUCGGGCGCGCGGUUGUAACUGCCAGGAGGUGGGAGAAGUAGCUCUCGAGCCAAGGGACGUGCGACUACCCUUGCGUGGUCAUGGAGGCGCCGCGGCCGCCGCUACCCGCGACGACUUCGGCCCCUGACCGGAGCCGAAAGCUACUGCUGCUGCCACUGCUGCUGCCGCUGCUGCUGUUGCUGCUGCCGGCCGAAGCUCUGUGGGGCUUGGAGGCGGAGGAGAGGCCCCGAACCCGCGAAGAGGAGUGCCACUUAUACGCGGGUGGACAAGUGUACCCGGGGGAGGCGUCCCGGGUUUCAGUCGCCGACCACUCCCUGCACCUCAGCAAAGCCAAGAUUUCCAAGCCAGCACCUUAUUGGGAAGGAACAGCUGUGAUAAAUGGAGAAUUUAAGGAGCUGAAGUUAACUGAUUAUCGUGGGAAAUACCUGGUUUUUUUCUUCUACCCACUUGAUUUCACUUUUGUGUGUCCAACUGAAAUCAUCGCCUUUGGUGAUAGAAUUGAGGAAUUCAGAUCGAUAAACACUGAAGUGGUAGCAUGCUCUGUUGAUUCACAGUUUACCCAUUUGGCGUGGAUUAAUACCGAUCGAAGACAAGGAGGAAUUGAGCUGAUAAGCAUUCCACUUCUUUCAGAUUUGAACCAUCAGAUCUCAAAGGACUAUGGCGUAUAUCUGGAAGACUCGGGCCACACUCUUAGAGGUCUCUUCAUUAUUGAUGACAAAGGAAUCCUAAGACAGAUUACUCUGAAUGACCUUCCUGUGGGUAGAUCUGUGGAUGAGACACUGCGUUUGGUUCAAGCAUUCCAGUACACCGACAAACAUGGAGAAGUCUGCCCUGCAGGAUGGAAACCCGGUAGUGAAACAAUAAUUCCAGAUCCAGCUGGAAAGCUCAAAUAUUUUGAUAAACUGAACUGAAGAAUACUUCCUCAGGUCAUGAUGCUUGAAACUUCUCAGUAAAGUUCACUGUUUUAUUACCACA